UGAGGAUAUGGUGGACGUGCGGCGACUGAAGAUGCUUCAGAUGGUACAGUUGUUUAAAUGUGAAGAGGAUGCUGCUCAGGCAGUAGAGUGGUUAAGUGAACUGCUGGAUGCUCUGCUGAAGACACAUAUCCGAUUGGGAGAUGAUGCUCAAGAAACAAAAGUUUUACUGGAGAAACAUCGAAAAUUCGUUGAUGUUGCACAGAGUACGUAUGAUUAUGGGAGACAGUUACUGCAGGCAACUGUUGUCCUGUGUCAGUCCCUGCGAUGCACUUCAAGGUCCUCAGGGGACACACUUCCAAGACUGAACAGAGUGUGGAAACAGUUUACAAUAACUUCUGAAGAAAGAGUGCACCGGCUGGAAGCAGCUGUUGCAUUUCACUCAAGUGCUGAAAAGAUUUUGCAAGAAUGUCCAGAGCAGCCUGAAGCAUUUAAUGAAAUGGAGCAAUUUGAUGAAAUUGAAGCAGUUGGGAAAUCACUGUUGGACAGACUAACAGUGCCUGUUGUUUAUCCCGAUGGGUCUGAGCAGUACUUUGGGAGCCCAAGUGAUAUGGCUUCUGCAGCAGAACACAUUAGAGAGAAGAUGAAGCUAGUUAGCCUGAAAAAGCAGCAACUGAGACAACCAGAAGCCGCUACCCCAGAGAGCUAAUACUGACCCUUGUCUAUGAAUUCAUAAUAGAACUUCAGUUUGUAAUCCAGCAUGUUGUUUGCAUAUUACAGAAUUUGGCAUAAUAUAUUAAAAUGCAUUUCACAGCCAUUAUAAGUCUCAUCUUUUUUUCAAAGUAAUUGUCCUCAGCAUCUUAACACUGUACAUCUAUCAAGCCAUGAUUAUUUAACAUGCUAUGAAACCAUAGAUUCCAAGUAUCUUAUGAAAAGGAACUGUAAACUUUGCACUGAAAUUUACUGUAAAGCUUUACCUGACCUGUCAGCUGCUUCUUAGUUAAACAGCUGAUGCAAGCUUUGAAUGGUGCUAAUGAAAGUGUUAGGAGUUCCAUAUUAUGAAACUGUAGUUCUUUGCUUCCCACUAUGCCCAGGUGAUGUAGUAAUUUUAGACUGUAGGUAAAGUUCCUGCAGCGUAGACAGUGGUGACCCUAUAAUUUUAAUUUGAAAUCUUUAAAAAAACCCCAAACAAACCAUAAUUUUUAUUGUGCCAGUAUGCAACCUGCACAUCAAAUCUCUGAUAUAUCAAAUUCAUUAAACAGAUGUUUUCUUAUUUGUAUUGAUAAUGUAUUAAAAGCUGUUUGUGCUUAAUAAAAAUCAUCUUUUAAAAAUCUAA
Messenger RNA from Antrostomus carolinensis (chuck-will's-widow), 1273 nucleotides. Its product is annotated as SEC14 domain and spectrin repeat-containing protein 1. Gene Ontology annotation, molecular function: phosphatidylinositol-3,5-bisphosphate binding; phosphatidylinositol-4,5-bisphosphate binding; phosphatidylinositol-4-phosphate binding. Bases 8 to 646 code for a protein of 212 amino acids. Lineage: Eukaryota; Metazoa; Chordata; Aves; Caprimulgiformes; Caprimulgidae. The transcript is spliced from 5 exons. The record is from RefSeq and is a predicted model, not a curated record.